AUGACGCCGGUAGCCUCGGUCCCGCGAUCCCGUGAUCCUCACACAAGACAGCCUCACUACCAGACCGCGUUCGUGCAAACGAGCUUCGAAAUCGACACACACCACGUGUGCGGCGACACAGCCUGGUCCUUCCGCCUCAUCGCGUUCGAGGUCUCAGUCGCACAGAUAUACGUGAUCCGCAGCGACGAGCCCCGGGAUGGACGGUGUAUGCACGACAUGCGGGACAACCCCAAACGCCACGACGGAGGGAGUAUGGGGUGGGAAGAUGCGGGCAGCGAUGCGGGUUGUGUGGUGACAUUUCGUAGCCGAUGA
Colletotrichum higginsianum IMI 349063 is the source of this 312-nucleotide messenger RNA. RefSeq lists its product as uncharacterized. The transcript is spliced from 2 exons. The record is from RefSeq and is a predicted model, not a curated record. Bases 1 to 312 code for a protein of 103 amino acids. Lineage: Eukaryota; Fungi; Ascomycota; Sordariomycetes; Glomerellales; Glomerellaceae.